Messenger RNA from Mugil cephalus (flathead mullet), 1834 nucleotides. It is a transcript of the gene tm7sf2, whose product is annotated as transmembrane 7 superfamily member 2. Gene Ontology annotation, cellular component: nuclear inner membrane; endoplasmic reticulum membrane. The transcript is spliced from 11 exons. Gene Ontology annotation, biological process: sterol biosynthetic process. Gene Ontology annotation, molecular function: oxidoreductase activity, acting on the CH-CH group of donors, NAD or NADP as acceptor. The record is from RefSeq and is a predicted model, not a curated record. Bases 95 to 1372 code for a protein of 425 amino acids. NCBI's taxonomy places the organism in Eukaryota, Metazoa, Chordata, Actinopteri, Mugiliformes, Mugilidae.
GUUUCUCUCUGCCGUGUGUUGGGUGCGUUCGCAAGAGCAGCAUAGCUGUCUACAGUCCCGUUUACAUCUUCGCGCUGCCCGACGGAGUGUAAUCAUGAGGCCAAACAGUCAAGCACUCAAACACAGACUGCCACAUGACACAGAGAAGGAGUUUGGAGGAACGCUGGGUGCUAUAUGCAUUCCCAUCUUUCUUCCGCUGACGGUGUUAUUCCUCAUCUGUGUGAGUCGAUCUCCUGAGGCUAGUGUGCUCCAGUGGCCCCCUCUCCUCCCCUCCACUGACCAGCUGUGGGACCCCCUGGCCCCCAUGCUUCUGCUGGGAUGGAUCUCUCUGCACGCCCUGCUCUAUUUGAUGCCAGUAGGAAAGGUGUCUGAAGGACUAGUGCUGAGGGAUGGAACGCGACUCAAAUACCCCAUUAAUGGUUUUCAUGGCCUGUGCAUUACCGGUGUGUUGCUGAUGCUGCUCCUGGGGCUCGGUGCUCCUCUGUGCUAUCUGUUCGAAAUACUGCAGCCCCUGGCAGUGUGCGCAAUAGCGGCGUCAUCCCUGUUAUCCGUCUACCUCUACAUCCGCUCCUUUUGGGCUCCUUCCCAUGCUCUCGCUGCAGGGGGCAAUACAGGAAAUCCCCUGUAUGACUUCUUCAUCGGACGGGAGCUAAACCCCCGGAUUGGAAACUUUGACCUCAAAUAUUUCUGUGAGCUCAGACCGGGUCUAAUUGGCUGGGUGGUCAUAAACCUCGGCAUGCUGAUGAAGGAGGUGGAGCUCCGAGGUUCCCCCUCACUCGCCAUGAUACUGGUCAACAGUUUCCAGCUGCUAUACGUGGCAGAUGCUCUGUGGAAUGAGGAGGCUGUUCUGACUACCAUGGACAUUGUACAUGAUGGUUUUGGGUUCAUGCUGGUCUUCGGUGACCUGGUCUGGGUUCCCUUCACUUACGGCCUGCAGGCAGCCUUCCUGGUGAUGCACCCACGGACCCUCACUUCAUUCGAGGCUGCAGCUAUAAUAGCACUGAAUGGCGCUGGAUAUUACAUUUUCAGAAAAUCCAACUCGCAGAAGAACCAGUUCAGACGAGACCCUUCUCAUCCGAGUGUUGCACGACUGGAGACCAUUGCAACAGCAACAGGUAAGCGGCUGCUGGUGUCCGGCUGGUGGGGUCUCGUUCGUCAUCCCAAUUACCUUGGAGACCUCCUCAUGGCGCUGGCGUGGUCCCUGCCGUGUGGAUUCUCACAUAUACUACCUUACUUCUAUGUCAUAUACUUCACCAUCUUGCUGAUUCACCGAGAGGCCCGCGAUGAGAGACAAUGCAGGGCCAAGUAUGGACUUGCGUGGGACACCUACUGCCGACGUGUCCCCUACAGGAUCUUCCCCUAUAUAUACUGAAAAGGAAAGCAUAGGCGGGGGAACGGGACCAAAACUGUCACACAGCAUCCAGGUCUCUGCGAGGGCACACAAACUUAGCUAGAGCUGGGAAUGUAAAUCCAGCUUCCGUUAACACAGCAAUAACUGCCGCUGCCACAGGGAAUCUGCAGUGAGAGACCACAGCUUUAAUCAGCCUACAUAUGUAAAAGGCUACGGUCCAGUUGCAAAAUGAUGGGUCGCCACUUCGGUUCCUUGCAUUUUGACUUCGAAACCCUGUGGCUGUCUGAAGGUAAUAUCUGUCGGCACCACGCGCAUCCCUUUUGUAAAAUUCAAGGGAAAACACGAAAAGCACUGACUGGAAUACUGGAACAACAUAUCAGUGCCUUUUUUUAAUUGAGCAUUUUAUUUUUACAAUGUCGUCUUUUUUCUGAAGUGUAUGGUUGCCUGUGAAAUACAGUUGAAAUAAAAAAAAUAUACACACUA